This is a messenger RNA of Betta splendens (Siamese fighting fish), 1587 nucleotides long. RefSeq names its product transmembrane protein 11 (gene tmem11). Bases 102 to 665 code for a protein of 187 amino acids. The transcript is spliced from 2 exons. Gene Ontology annotation, cellular component: mitochondrial inner membrane. Gene Ontology annotation, biological process: inner mitochondrial membrane organization. NCBI's taxonomy places the organism in Eukaryota, Metazoa, Chordata, Actinopteri, Anabantiformes, Osphronemidae. The record is from RefSeq and is a predicted model, not a curated record.
AUUUGUUAUUCAAUAGAGGCGUUGACUGAAUGGACGUACUACGGUACCCAGAAGGCUAGAGACACUCAUACGUGACCUGCAAUCACGGUUGUAUCUCCAACAUGGCGUCGCUGGGAAGGAGGCGCGGUGUCCCAGUAAGCAGGGAGAGGGGAGUGAUGGCGGCAACAGACUGCUACAUCGUGCACGAGAUCUACAAUGGGGAGAAUGCACAGGACCAGUUUGAAUAUGAGCUGGAGCAGGCUCUGGAGGCUCAGUAUAAAUACAUUGUCAUUGAGCCCACACGCAUCGGAGAUGAGACAGCCCGUUGGAUUACUGUGGGCAACUGCCUGCACAAGACGGCCGUGUUGUCAGGUGCUGCUUGCCUCUUAACGCCGCUUUCACUGCCGGUUGAAUAUUCGCGCUAUGUGGCGUUGCCUGCUGGUGCCCUCAGUGUGGCCUGUGCUGCCUUGUAUGGGAUUUCAUGGCAGUUUGACCCCUGCUGCAAGUACCAAGUGGAAUACGACAGCCAAAAACUCUCACGGCUGCCCCUGCAUACACUCACCUCCUCGACACCCGUGGUAUUGGUACGCAGGGAUGACGUCCACAGAAAGAGACUCCAUAAUACGAUAGCACUGGCUGCACUGGCGUAUUGCGCCAAGAAGAUCUAUGAACUGUAUGCAGUAUGAGUGCACCCUGAAGAGGGUUUGAGAACCAAGAGAAAAAGGAAAAAACAAACAAAAAACGGAACCUAUCCAUCCCCCGAUGUAAGAAAAGUGGAAGUCACAAUCAGGCCCUGCAGUUAGCUCCGUGUGUGUGGGUGCUUCCAUUUUGAACUUUGAUCAGAGGGAUAUAGUUAAAGCGGAAUUGUUUUUUCCCUUAAAUUUCUUUAUUUCUAUGUGACAACAAUGGCACCGUUAUCAUAGUACCCUUGCCUUCUUCCCUGCGCCUCCCACCUGCAUCCUGGACACGCAGCAAGCUAGUGCACAAGGGUUUUGCAGCAGUUCUGGACUGAAUUGUAUUGCGGUUGAAAGUUUCGAGAACCAAGCCUUUUCCCCCCUUCCCUCGUAGUUUUACUGUACCCCUUUCUUGCUGAUCAGUACAUCACCCUUUCAUUAAACAUUAGGAUAUUACAAACUCACUUUUCUGUAUUUUAUUUUACUUUUUUAUUAAACAGACUCUACCUAAUGUUUUCAACACAGCAAACAGCAGCAACUAAUUUUAGAAAUGUGUCUUUUUUAUUUUGUGAAGGAGUUCAAAAAGGAUCUUGAUUAACAGACAUGGUUCAUGGUCAAAUUUGCUUCUAAUAAUGUAUCAGACAUUACUAUUCAAUUUCAACACUGUAGUUAAAUAUAUUUAUAACAGAUACCAUCUUAAACUUUGCACAGAAUAUUCCAAAUAUUUCCUUCUGUCUGAUGAGCUGCUGUAAUCAGCAGGUUUAGUGUUUUCUUCCACUUAAGGAAGUAAUUAUUGAGUUAUGUAAUUAUUUAGAUGUAAAUUAGUUGUCCAUUCACUGCAACUAAUCAUUUAUUGGUCACAAUUUAAGUAAAUCCUAUUUAAUAAAAUGUAUUGUCAGUGGGAAAUGGUAGUACCUUUUAUGGUACAUCUGCU